Messenger RNA from Syngnathoides biaculeatus (alligator pipefish), 2168 nucleotides. Its product is annotated as serine/threonine-protein phosphatase 2A 56 kDa regulatory subunit epsilon isoform. Gene Ontology annotation, cellular component: cytosol; nucleus; protein phosphatase type 2A complex. Gene Ontology annotation, molecular function: protein phosphatase activator activity. The coding region runs from base 303 to 1823 and encodes 506 amino acids. The record is from RefSeq and is a predicted model, not a curated record. Lineage: Eukaryota; Metazoa; Chordata; Actinopteri; Syngnathiformes; Syngnathidae. The transcript has 13 exons. Gene Ontology annotation, biological process: protein dephosphorylation; signal transduction.
UUGGGGAAAGAGCUGUCCGCACCGAGCUGGCGGUAGCCCCGCACUUAGCCGCCCUCACCCCCGCUAUCCAUUUCCCCAACCUAGGAUAACUCCUCCUCGCCGCCGCCGACCGCAGAGGAUCAAGGUAAAGUACCCCCACCCCCUUGGAGCUAAGAGCGGCUUGUCGGGAGUCGGGACGGCGCCUCGUCCAGCCUGGGCAGCUUCAGUCUCCAACCCACCCCCCACCCCAACCCUCCCCCGUCGUCAGUGUGUCAGCUAUCGCUAGCAGCAUUAGCUCCGUCGCCUCGGUUUUUACAUCUGGCAUGAUGGGUGACCGUCCGAACCCGCCCAGCAGGGCUAUGUCCUCGGCAGCCACCGCGCCUCCGUCCGUGGACAAAGUGGACGGAUUCUCCCGGAAGUCUGUCAGGAAGGCCAAGCAGAAGCGCUCCCAGAGCUCGUCCCAGUUCCGCUCGCAAGGCAAACCCAUCGAGCUCACGCCUUUGCCGCUACUCAAGGACGUUCCGGCCCCGGAGCAGCCGGAGCUCUUCCUGAAGAAGUUGCAGCAGUGCUGCACAGUCUUCGACUUCAUGGACACGCUGUCGGACCUGAAGAUGAAGGAGUACAAGCGCUCCACGCUCAACGAGCUGGUGGACUACGUGACCGUCAGCCGCGGCUACCUGACCGAGCAGGCCUACCCCGAGGUGGUCAAGAUGGUGUCUCACAACAUAUUCCGGACCCUUCCGCCCAGUGACAGUAACGAGUUUGACCCCGAAGAGGACGAACCCACGCUCGAGGCGUCCUGGCCUCACUUACAGCUGGUCUACGAGUUCUUCAUCCGCUUCUUGGAGAGUCAGGAGUUCCAGCCCAGCAUUGCCAAAAAGUACAUAGACCAGAAGUUUGUCCUCCAGCUCCUAGAGCUGUUCGAUAGUGAGGACCCUCGGGAGCGAGACUACCUGAAGACGGUUCUGCAUAGAAUCUACGGCAAAUUCCUGGGACUGAGGGCUUUUAUACGAAAACAGAUCAAUAAUAUUUUUCUACGUUUUGUUUAUGAGACGGAGCACUUCAACGGGGUGGCGGAGUUGCUGGAGAUCCUUGGCAGCAUCAUCAACGGUUUUGCGCUGCCGCUCAAGGCGGAGCACAAACAGUUUCUGGUCAAAGUCUUGAUCCCGCUCCACACGGUCCGCAGUCUGUCGCUCUUCCACGCACAGUUGGCGUAUUGCAUUGUACAGUUCCUCGAGAAAGACCCCACAUUAACAGAGCCCGUCAUCAGAGGAUUAUUGAAGUUCUGGCCCAAAACGUGCAGUCAAAAAGAGGUGAUGUUUCUGGGCGAGCUGGAGGAGAUCCUGGACGUGAUCGAGCCCACGCAGUUCGUCAAGAUCCAGGAGCCGCUUUUCAAACAGAUUUCCAGAUGCGUGUCCAGCCCGCACUUCCAGGUCAGACCCGUCGUCGGCGAUGCGCAAUCACGUGGUGACGCUCGCAGCGGUGACCGUUGGCGCCGGUGUUUGCGAGCGCAGGUGGCGGAGCGAGCGCUCUAUUACUGGAACAACGAGUACAUCAUGAGCCUCAUCGAGGAGAAUUCCAGUGUCAUCCUGCCCAUCAUGUUUGCCAGCCUCUACCGCAUCUCCAAAGAACACUGGAACUCGGCCAUCGUGGCGCUGGUCUACAACGUGCUGAAGGCCUUCAUGGAGAUGAACAGUACUUUAUUCGACGAGCUCACCGCCACUUACAAGUCGGACCGUCAGCGGGAGAAAAAGAAGGAGAAGGAGCGCGAGGAGCUGUGGAAGAAGCUGGAGGACUUGGAGCUGAAGCGAGGCCUAAGGAGCGACGGCAUCAUUCCCACUUAGCACCCGACUAGCCAGCCACCUUCAUAUCAGCCAUGUGUCCCCCCCCCACCCCCCACCCCUCGGGCAGAAAAGUCCGGCAGCGUCUGCUAUUUGGAUCGGGAGCGCCGCUGGUCUCUUAAAUGUUUUUGGGUUUUUUUGUUUUUUUUUCUCCUUAUGUUUAUUUUUUCUUUCUUGUGUUUGUGCGAUUACUUUACAAUAGAUUCAUCACGUCUGUUUUCAUGCUUUCGACACUGUAAAUAAUUAUUUUUUUUCUUUUCCCCUUCAACUGAUAUAAUUGCAAACGGACGGGAAAAAAAAACUAAAGAUAAGAAUAAAAAAGAAAAAAAGAGAAAAUGAGUUGUGUGG